Chlamydomonas reinhardtii is the source of this 1288-nucleotide messenger RNA. RefSeq lists its product as uncharacterized. The transcript has 6 exons. The coding region runs from base 201 to 911 and encodes 236 amino acids. Lineage: Eukaryota; Viridiplantae; Chlorophyta; Chlorophyceae; Chlamydomonadales; Chlamydomonadaceae. The record is from RefSeq and is a predicted model, not a curated record. Gene Ontology annotation, molecular function: transmembrane monodehydroascorbate reductase activity.
AAUACUCACGUUGACGCAAGCCCUCCAAAGCAAACAGACUGCGCUGCCUCACAUCCGAUUGACCCUGUCCAGGAGGUUGCGCAACCAACACUCUUCAACAGCUGUCGCAACGACUGGUUGCUUCCGCCUGGAUAGCCACCACUUGGCUGGAUAAAGCACAUGAGUUUGGCCCCGAGGUGCACAUAACAGACGCGAACAUCAUGUAUAGCGGGGUCGCACCCCCUAUUGCAGGGGUCGGGCCCAAGGCGGGGACACAGCGUGUCGUGAACCGCCUGACUCUGGCCCUUCACGCCUCGGUUGCCCUGGUUGCGCUAUCGAUAGCCUUUGUGCUCUUCGACAAUUCGCUGUUCGCAUGGCACCCCGCAUUCAUGAGCAUUGGUUAUAUCGUGUUCAUGACGGAGGGGCUCAUUGCCGCUAUCCAUUUCAGGCACAUUGAUGGGCCGGAUCGCGUCAAGGCGAUCUGGUCGCACGCGCUGCUACAGAUUCGUGCGCUGGUGUGCGUGCUCAUAGGCUUCGGGGUCAUUUACAGGAACAAGAUCCUGUUGGGGAAGCCCCACUUCAUGAGCCUGCAUGCCAAGUUUGGCCUGGCCACUCUGAUCCUGAGCGUGCUGAUGCCGCUGUGGGGCCUGGUGUCAUUCCGGCGCAUGGGCAUUAUUCAGAAGUUCCCGGAGCGCUGGCAGCCUCGCAUCAAGGCGCUGCACCGGCAGCUGGGUCUGCUGACGUGGCUGCUGGCGCUGGUGACCAUUGAGCUGGCGCUGCCGCACCCGGCGGUGGCCAAGGGUCGGCUGACCCAGGCCUGGCAGGCGGGGGUGGCACUCAUCGGCGUGCUGCUGCUGGGGCUGUCGUUGAAGGCGGUGGUGACCCCCAAGUCGCUGGGCGGGGCUGAGGACCCGCUCAGCAAGACCGUGUAGAACAGUGCGUGCAGUGAGCUCCUUGGAUAGUGAGUGAAGUGAUCGAUAGAUGUGGUAUGGGCACGGUGAGCGUAAUUGAUUGUUGCGAUGAUGUGGGGCCCUUGGGCCUGACGGGGCGGGGUACGAGGGGGUGCGUGCUGGAGCGAGCGAGCGCUUGCCAGAACGUGGGAAUAUACUGGUUGGCCGAGGCGUAUAAUAUUGAAAUGUUUAAAUCCAGCUGUGGGAGCUGCUAGAAGGACUGGGGGGACGCAAGCUGGGGUCUAUUGGUGCCGACGGUGUGGGUCGUCGCGGCCACACGCACACGAGGACCCAUGCACAGCGCAUUUUGGACUUGGCGUUGGAAUCAUCAAUUAUCACUGUAGUCACUUGUUACUGCC